CGGAUUCGACAUUUUGUAGGCGCUGUACGCAUGCGCAGUGCGGCCAGUCUGACCUUCAUUGGAAGUGAACAUGUUCUGCAGGGCCAGCGCGGUGGUGUUCCUCCCACAAUGUGGGCAGGUCAGGAACAUGGCUACCUUGAAGGACAUCACCAUUCGGUUGAAGUCCGUCAAGAACAUCCAGAAGAUCACCAAGUCCAUGAAGAUGGUGGCCGCCGCCAAGUAUGCUAGGGCUGAGAGGGCCUUGAAGCCAGCUCGUGUCUAUGGCACUGGUGCUCUCUCGCUGUAUGAGAAGGCUGACAUAAAGGCUACAGAUGAUAAGAACAAGCACUUGCUCAUUGGCGUGUCGUCUGAUCGUGGGCUGUGCGGUGCCAUCCACAGCAGCGUGGCUAAAGCCAUGAAGAAUGAAAUCGCCAAGCUCUCCGGUGCUGGCAAAGAGGUGAUGGUGGUGAAUGUGGGAGACAAGCUGAGGGGUCUGCUGUACAGGACCCAUGGCAAACACAUCCUCAUGAACUGUAAAGAGGUGGGCAGAAAACCCCCAACUUUCACUGAUGCUUCUGCCAUUGCCAUAGAGCUGCUGGACUCUGGCUAUGAGUUUGACCAGGGCUCCAUCAUCUACAACAGAUUCAGGUCUGUUAUUUCCUACAAGACAGAUGAGAAGCCCCUGUUUUCCGUGGACACAGUUGCAAACUCAGAGAACAUGGGCAUCUAUGAUGACAUCGAUGCUGAUGUUUUGAGGAACUAUCAGGAGUUUGCUCUGGUCAACAUUAUCUACUUUGGGCUGAAGGAGUCCACCACCAGCGAGCAGAGCGCUAGGAUGACCGCUAUGGACAGCGCCAGCAAGAACGCCUCUGAGAUGAUUGAUAAGCUGACCCUCACCUUCAACCGCACCCGCCAGGCCGUCAUCACCAAGGAGCUGAUUGAGAUCAUUUCUGGAGCUGCUGCUCUCGAAUGAGAUGGGACAGAUAAAGAGGACCCAUCCGGACCACCCCUCUGGUUCUGAGCGAAAGAAUGCGUUCCAGUUCAGUGAUCUGGCGUCAAGUUAAAUACUAUUUGUGCUUCUGUUUGUAAGAUAUGAGUAAAUAAACCUCUUACAUUGACCUCCA
This is a messenger RNA of Astyanax mexicanus (Mexican tetra), 1103 nucleotides long. RefSeq names its product ATP synthase F1 subunit gamma (gene atp5f1c). Lineage: Eukaryota; Metazoa; Chordata; Actinopteri; Characiformes; Acestrorhamphidae. Gene Ontology annotation, molecular function: proton-transporting ATP synthase activity, rotational mechanism. The record is from RefSeq and is a predicted model, not a curated record. Bases 71 to 952 code for a protein of 293 amino acids. Gene Ontology annotation, biological process: proton motive force-driven ATP synthesis. The transcript is spliced from 10 exons.